This is a messenger RNA of Aspergillus clavatus NRRL 1, 4290 nucleotides long. Its product is annotated as putative TMEM1 family protein. Lineage: Eukaryota; Fungi; Ascomycota; Eurotiomycetes; Eurotiales; Aspergillaceae. The transcript has 4 exons. Gene Ontology annotation, biological process: intra-Golgi vesicle-mediated transport; early endosome to Golgi transport. Gene Ontology annotation, cellular component: TRAPPII protein complex. Bases 1 to 4290 code for a protein of 1429 amino acids. The record is from RefSeq and is a predicted model, not a curated record.
AUGGACGCCUCACCCCAGGCGGGCUCGAGCAGUGUCACCGUCGAAUACACCGAUCCAUCGGGCCUCUUCCCCUUCGUUCACCCUGUGAUCGAGGGCAAGCUCCCGCUCAAAAAUCUCCACUGGAAAUCGCCCACCCGCCCCGUCCGCUCCAUCGAGUCCCUCCGCAUCGGCUUCACACCCGCCCAGCAUGGGCCCGGCGAGCGCAAGCCGUCCAGCGACGCCGCAGCCACCGCGGCUGCCGUCCCGCACCGCCGCCACCAGAUCCCCGGCCUCCGGCAAACGCCGUACCUGAAGAUCUACCUGCUCCGCUGCGACGACAACGAGACGUACAAGGCAAGCGCCCGCAAGGCGCUACGCGACUGGAUCAAGACGCAGGCCGCGAUGCCGCAGGCCAGCGGCGGCGCGGGCGCGCUCAGCACGCAGGAGAAACACGAUGCGUUCGAGUGGCUGAUCGUGCACGUGGUGCAGGACGGCGAGGGCGCGGAGCGCGCGGCGCCGGCGUCGAAAUGGGGCCGCGGGUCGACGACGGUGCUGGAGAAGAUCCGCGCGGACUUCAACGGGUCGUCGAAGACGGCGGUGGAUCGGGUUGCGCAGCUGCGGCUGCCGCGCGCGGGCGCGGCGCAGCGCCCGCCAGCCGAGCUGGGUGAGCAAGUCGAGGAUUUCGUCGAGAAGAUGAAGAAUGCGAUUCUGGCGUCGUUUGAUCUGCGGGUGGCGCAGUAUGAAGAGGAUAUCAAGGAGAAGGACUCGCAGCGGAGUCUGCCCGGUUGGAACUUUUGCACGUUUUUCAUCCUCAAGGAGGGGCUGGCUAGGGGGUUUGAGAAUGUGGGUUUGUUUGAGGAUGCGCUGGUCGGGUAUGAUGAACUUUCGGUCGGUUUGGAUAUGGCCGUGCGGGAGCAGCUUCAGGGUACCGGUGACCAGCAUGGCGGUGCGUUUCUCACUUUCACCAAAGACUGGCAGGAGAAGGCGAAGCAGGCUCUAGAGGAGACAGGCUCAGUAUCCAAGGAGGAGGGAGAGGAGAAACCCGAGGUAAUCGCGGAGAUUGAUCCCAAGGACUUUCCUCUUGACUCGGAUCGGAAAGUGUAUCGGGAGAUGAUCCUUGGAAGUCACAUCUCCAUCUUCGAUUUCCGCAGUUAUGUUUUUUCCCGCCAGUUAACACUCCUCCUAAGGGCAGCCAGGGCACCGUCGAUGGUUGCCGCGGAGACUGGCGCAGGCCAGAAGGAGAAGAAGGACAAGAAGCCCGAGGAUCUGCUGCUUCUCUCCGAACUUUGCGAAAGGGCCGCCGAGUUCAUUACUCUGGCUGCACGAAAUCUCAGAUUCGACCUCGAGUCCGGCCUAGCGGACGUGGAUCACCCCUCCAAGCCGAGUGUCAUCAACAAUAUGGUGUCCUCUUGGGCAUAUGCCGCUGCCCUACAGAUUUUGACUCAGACAUACACAUCCAGCCUCACGUUGCCGGAGUCUUCUUUGCACGCCAUCAGCAAAAGUGCCGCGGCGGCCGCUGAGCCCAGGCUUGAUGUCCCUAGGCGGUCCAGCUCAUUGAUUUCUGGAUCGGCAAAUCGACCUAUGGAAACUCUGUCACCCGAUACACCCGCUGGCGUUCCUCGCUCGGGUCAUGAACAACCGAGGCCUACACCAGUUGUGACUCCUAAGACAGGUUCUGAGCAGUUGGCAUCUGGACGGGGCGAGUUGCUGUCACUUGCACGGCGACUGUUGGAAGAAAUUGCCAGCAGGUGUGGCUGGCGGGAGAAAUGGAAAGAUCUUGGGCUGCUUUUCGACGAUCAGGGUGGAAACGAAGGCGAGAUGACCGAAGUGUCGCUGGACGCCGAGACAGAGGACAAGCCAAAGGAGGAGUCUCCUGUACCGCAGACUCUCGCUGGCAUUGCGCUGCCCGAACUGAAGGCUGCUCUUCGAUCGCGAGAGGCCUUCCGCUCCCAUUACGAGGAACUGACAGACCUCAUCUAUCGACAUUAUAUCAUGGCCAACCGCGCGUAUUCAGCCCAGGCGGCUUUAGCGGACACGGCUCUCCUACGAUACCGACAGAAUGACUACAGUGCUGCUGCGUCUUAUUUCCACCAGAUCGUACCAUUUUACGGCAACAAGAAUUGGAUUCUCCUGGAAGGCAUUAUGCUGGAGAUGUACGCCAGAUGCUUAGAGGAGCUCAAGCGGAGCGAGGAAUACGUCCGCAUGAUGCUCCGACUGCUUGCCAAAUUCGCCGUGCACACACACUCCCGCUUGACUAUCCGACAGAAGUCACUCGAUGCGUCUCACAUUUUCACCGACCAGAGCCCUGUCUCGCAGUACGUGGACAAGCUGUUCGCCGCCUCCGGCACCCUACAGAAAGAGGUAUCGGCUUCUUUCGCGGAUUUCUUUGCCGAUUUGGACGUUACGCCCACCAUCCUGCAUUAUGCGGACAAGGAUGGCUUCCAGAUGCAGCUGAGCCUGCGGUUUCUACUGGGAAAGAGGAUCGAGGUCGAUUCAAUCAAGGUGCGGCUAGUCAGCGCGAGCGGGUCUCAGAGUAAUGAGCACUGGAUAGAGACUUCCAACAAGGCAGUUGUCAAGUCGUCACCCACAAGGCUAUUAAUUGACUCUUCGGUUACGCUACAAGGAAAGUAUUUUGUGGAUCGGCUGGAGGUGCGCGCUGGAAAUAUUGUGUUUGCCUUUAGCGGUGGGAACCAUUCUGCUCUCCCACUUGGGUUCAGAGAAGCUGCCGACUCUGAGGAUGUUGAUGAUCGGCCGUAUAUCUACUGCUUCCCGCCACCGGAAGGACUCGAGGCUAAGAUCACGUCUCCGCAUCUUGUCAAUCUGGAGGAGAUGCGCACACUCGAGGUGGAGCUUCAUAGUGGGUGGAAUGAUAUCCAAAAGGGUACCAUACGGGUGAGGCCUGCUACUGCCGGUCUGCGGCUGAGAGUGGCCGAGGCCGAGGUGGUGGACGGAAAGAUCAGCAUCUCUACACAUGGCGAAUCUGGAAGCAUUGAGAUUGCUAGGCUGGAGCCUCGGUCGCUUCUGCGGCUCCGGAUCCCAUAUACGGUCGAGGAAGUGCACCCGAUGCUGUCUGCGCGGGCAGAGGUGGUCUACGAGACAAGCAGCGGACGCUUCUCCUACUCCUCCGCGCACAGCAUCGUUUCGGCGCUGCCGAUCAGCGUCAACGUGCAGGACGUGUUCAAGGACCAGGUCCUCUUCUCUCGGUUCACCGUCAGCCCGGCGAUGAUGAUCCCGCUCCGGAUCUUGAACUGCAGUAUCCCCAGCUCUGACGUGUACCGGGUGCAAUCGAACCUCAAGGGAUCAGUCGCCAUGAACGUCUUCCCAAAGCAGCCUGCAUCUCUCUUGUACAAGAUCCAGCAGCGGGAGGACAGUGUCAUGUCGCCGGGGUCGAGGCGCUCCCUGCGCUUGAGUGUCGAGUUUACCUGCGUGGACGAUGAAUGUUUGGAUGCUGUGGAAUCGAGGUUCCGGACCAGCAUUGUUGCGAGUGAAUUCUGUCAGUAUACGACACUGCUCACGUCUCAUAUCGUGCAAGCAUUCCGCACACGGCUGUCGACGGCAGACAUGGAGGUGAUCGGGCUGAUCCGGGAGCUGGAGACACUGCCGUACAGUAGUGUCGGAUGGGAAGGGUUGCUCAGCGCGCUCAAGGAGUCAGCAGAGGGACUGAGGGCCUGGCUCUUGGAAUGGCACCAGAAUAACCCCAUCAUCUCCUUGCCGACACAGCCGAUUAACCCCAGCCGCCGGAUCGUGAUCCCAGUCGACAUCCCAGAGAUCCAGGUGCUGCAUACCGCGGAGCUGCGGCUCAAGGGCCUGGCGGAUCAGCCGCGACACGCGGCGGUGGGUCAGAUGAUCGCAGCCGAGCUCACCCUUCGUCACACGCGGCGAUGGAGCUCGCCGGAGCACCGGGAGCAUGCCAGCAGCGCGCUCGAGUUCUCCUACGAGAUCCACGCCAACCCGGAGAUGUGGCUCGUGGGUGGUCGCCGACGAGGGAACUUUGUUGCUCUGGAGAACGAAACGAAGACGUUUGCCGUGAUGCUGCUGCCGCAGAAGGCGGGCCAUCUCCUUCUGCCGGGGCUGGAGAUCCGCAGUUUCGUCCCCACAGCGACCACCACGCCCAACCAGCCCGGAAAUCCGGCGCCGGCGUUACAGCGGCGGCAGAUCCCCUGCGAGGUGGAUUACCGCAAUCACGGGGAGACGGUGAUGGUGUUGCCUGACCUGCGGCAGACGACGGUGAGUCUGAACCCGGCGGGGGGAGGGGGGGAUGGCGGGGCGUGGUUGAUUGAUUCGGAGCGGCGAAGGGAGGUGGAUGUAUAA